AUGACAACAGAGACGAGUUCCUUCUUCAAGAAAAUGACAAAUAUAUACUUAACGACGGCAGUAGCUGACGUAUUUGCUAAUACAAUUAUCAGGGGAAUUCAAUGUGCAGAUUGCCCGAUUGAUUUUGUAGAUGCAGUAUUACACGGCUGUCACACUGCCACAACAUUUAUUGCUCAUCCAAUAGCCGAUAAAAUUUUAGAAAAUAUUUCUCAAUCAUACAAAUAUCAUUCGCAAGAUGAAAAUGGAUGCAAAAUUUAUGCUUAUGUAGCUGGUGGCAUAGCAACUGCAGGUCUUAUCACAGCAAUUAACUUUCCAUUGGAUCAAUUCCGAACUUCUCGCAAAGAAGGAAAAUUCAAUAUGCCAAAAGCAUCGGAAUUCACAGGUUUCUUUGUGAAUCAGGUAGGCUCUAAAUUAGGAUCAAUGUUUGCAUGCCAGAUGCUAGGUUCUAUUGCAGCAAAGGAAUACACUAAUCCAUUUAUCAGAUGGACAAGAGAUCAGGCUCUCCUUGCAUCUGUAAACUUUGUGUCAACAAUAUUUGUUGUUCCUAUUGCCCUUGUUUCUCGUAAGAAUAUCAAGCAGCUCUUUACCAAGUGGGUAAAGCAGUUGUAUCCAAAUAUGAUUCUUUGUGACUCAGUAGGACACUUCAUGUCCCUUUCAUCUUUUUAA
Trichomonas vaginalis G3 is the source of this 666-nucleotide messenger RNA. RefSeq lists its product as uncharacterized. The transcript has a single exon. Lineage: Eukaryota; Parabasalia; Trichomonadida; Trichomonadidae. The record is from RefSeq and is a predicted model, not a curated record. Bases 1 to 666 code for a protein of 221 amino acids.